AUGAACAAAAGCAUUGAUUGCUGUUCAUGGGAGAGAGUGAAAUGCAACAACGUGACUGGUCAUGUAAUCGGCUUCGAUCUUAGUCAGAGUUGCGUUGUUGGUUCUCUCUUUGCAAACAACAGCCUCUUUGUUGAGUUUAGUUCCCAUGCAAAGGUGGCCAUGCACGACAUGCAAAGGUGGCCAUGCUGGAAGAAAUGGCAGCAGGCAAUUGAUCUGUGUCUCGAGGCUUGCUGUCCAAGCAAAGCUUCAGCAGCUUGCUACUACCUCCAACACCAACACUCUUUCAACUUCAAAAACCUCCAAUGGCUUGACUUGAGUUCCAACAACCUUAGAGGCUCUCUUCUAGAGAACACUAGCAACUUGUUUCACGUUAAUGGACUCCAACGACUCAACCUUGCUGAUAAUGAUUUCAAUGGCACCAUCUCAUCGAAGUUUUUUAGCCAGUCGGUGAGUUUAACCCAUCUUGAUCUCUCUUUUAAUGGGCUCUUUGACUUAAUCUCAAGAUUUGAUGGCCAAGGUUUUGACACGCUUGCAACAAACUUGACCAAAUUAAGAAACCUUGCACUUAAUGGUGUAGAUAUGUCUGAUGUUGCACUUACUUCCUUUCUAAACUUGUCUUCAUCACUUGAACAUUUAAGUCUCUCAUAUUCUCAAUUACACGGGGAAUUUCCAACUCAAGUUUCUCAGCUUCCAAACCUCAAAGUUUUAGAUUUAAGUGAGCAUGAAAAUCUCACAGGUCCACUUCCGAUAACUAUCUUAAACCUCACAAAAAUUACCCAUUUGGAUUUGUCAAAUAAUCACUUGGAAGGCCCCUUUCCAAAUCAUUUUAGUGAGCUUCAAUUUCUAGAGGUACUUGAGUUAUAUAAAAACUCUAUAAGUGGUGGAGUACCAUCUUGGCUGUUUUCUCUGCCAUCUCUUCCACUCUUGGACCUUAGUUAUAACAAACUAGUUAGUCCCAUUGAUCGAAUUCAGAAGCCUAGUUCCAUCCAAGAUGUUAAAUUGAGUUAUAAUAACAUUGGUGGUUCGAUACCGUGUUCCAUUUUUGAUCUUGUGAACCUUACUUCACUUGAUUUGUCAUCAAACAACUUGAGUGGUCCAAUACCAUAUUUCAUUUUUGAUCUUGUGUACCUUAGUUAUCUUGAUUUGUCAUCAAAUAACUUGAGUGGUGUGAUCAAGUCAGAUAUGCUUUCAAAACUCACGAGUCUUGAAGUUCUUGAUGUUUCAAGUAAUAGUUUAUUAUCAUUAAGCACAAGCGGCAAUGAUGUGAACUAUUCUUUCCCCCGGCUAUGGGAAGCUGAAGGGUGGGAAGGAUUGCAAUACUUGGACCUUUCUCAUAACUUUUUGAUUGCUUUGGAGCAAUAUCCAGGAAACAAUUUGGAUUAUCUCAACCUUCAUUCCAACUUGCUUCAAGGACCAAUUCUUUCAACUUGCUUGAAUCCUCAAAUUCCAAUUUUAAAGGAGUUGGAAGUGCUUGUUGGUGCUCUUGAUGCUGAAAUGCUUUGUUCUUCCAUGGAACACUGGAUUUUUAGCAAUUGCUACAGCAGAUUGGUUGUCACAGAAGAUCUCAGUAGCUUCCUCUUGAUGCACAUUCAACUUGUUCAAGGUACCAUCAGCAUUCUGCUUGGCUUUGUACACCCAUUUUACCCCAAUCACCUUCCUUUUGACUGGCCUUUCAACCAAUUCCCAGUCAAUGGCAUUGUUCCUCUGACUAGUUCAUCAUCAAUGUCCAUUUCUGGAACAUUUUGGUCUGGCUCAGCUUGGAUCCAAGAUCCUAUAGCCCUUUUUAACAGUGCUGUAGCCCACCAGUACAGCAGGUUAAGCCCUUUCAGACAAUUUGUCCCUUUUAACAGCAGCCUUGCUCUUGCAGACUCUCUCAUGACCCUUCUUCUUACAAUGCUGACAUACAGCUUCUGGAUUAAACCAGCACUUUUCUUCUGGAUGACCAACCCUUCUGCAGUGCUUGCAAGUCUGACCUUCUCUCCUUGCAGCAUCAUUCUUUGGCUUGUCUCUCCAGGCCUUCUUGCCUUUGUAGGCAGUUUUCUUCUUCCUUCAUCUUCAAAUUCUCGAAAUCUCUCCUCAAGUUCAACAACUGUUGUCGCUUUGUCCUCUCUCCCCUUGAAGCUCUUCCUGCAACUUGUCCCAGUUCUGUUUUGUGGUUCUGGUUCAACAUCUGAGUUGACCACCUCCCACAGAUCGUAUGCCUGCAGGUUUCCUAGUUGGUUAGCUUCGCUUCCAAGUCUGCAAGUUCUUAUACUGAGAUUUAAUAGAUUUUAUAGAUUAUUACCUCAUUCCAUAUUUCCAAUGGAGGCUAAAAGGGUGAAGUUUGAGUUAGUGUUGAUUGUCAUGGCAAUGGCAAUGGGGGUGCUAGUUUUGAGUCCUAGUCUUGCGGAAGGUGCAUUCGGGAUCCAGCUCAAUCCAUGCACUCUCGAUCAAUGUAUUGCUGCAUGUAAAAAGAUUUUGCAUGAGAAAUUCCUUAGUGCAACUUGUGCUUCAGGCCCUCAAGGGAAAUACUGCAUCUGCUUAGGAAACACCCCUUCUUCUAUUCGCAAUUUGAGCUCACUUGGUGUUCUGGACUUGUCCGAAAACAACUUGAGUAGGAUUAUUCCUGAUUGUCUUGGAAAUCUCAACCAUCUCCAGCUCUUUGAUUUGCAAAUGAAUAACUUCAUUGGCGAGAUCCCUAAUUCUUUUGUGAAUAAUCAAUUGACCCAUCUUGUAUUCAAUGACAAUCAAUUGGACGGAUUAGUACAGCCAUCUAUGGCUAAUUGUACUUCAUUUAAACUUUUAAAUUUAGGUAACAACACCUAAACGGAUAGGUUUCCUCGUUGGUUAGCUUCGCUUCCAAGUCUGCAAGUUCUUAUACUGAGAUUUAAUAGAUUUUAUAGAUUAUUACCUCAUUCCGGCACAUUAUCCACGAAACUCUUACGAAAUUUAAUAGCAAUGAAAGAUGAGUGGUUAUACUCCUCAGCAAGCUUUGUUAUUUAUGAAAUUCAUGUGAAUGUAACAAUGAAAAGAUUGGAUAUGGAAUUGACAAAGACUCUGCCCAUUUUUGCAUCUAUGGACUUGUCAAACAACCAAUUUUAUGGAAAAAUUCAGGAGGACAUCGGGCAACUUAUUUCUUUGCAAAUGCUCAACUUCUCUCACAACUUCAUUGGUCCUAUCCCGACAUUGUUUGGAAAUUUGGUAGCACUUGAAUCAUUGGAUCUUUCAUCAAACAAGCUCAGUGGCAGGAUUCCUUCUGAAAUGACAAAGCUAACAUUUCUUGAAGUAUUGAAUCUUCCAAAUAACAAUCUUGUUGGACCGAUUCCUCAUGGGUAUCAAUUUGAUACCUUUGAUAAUGAUUCCUACAGUGGUAACUUGGGAUUGUGUGGAUUACCACUAUCCAAACAAUGUGUCAACCAUGAGGGGCCGAAUCGCCUUCACCAUUGGUGGUGGAACAUGAAGGUUUUGAAAUACCCUUCUUUUGGCAAGUUGUAA
Messenger RNA from Gossypium raimondii (Peruvian cotton), 3474 nucleotides. RefSeq names its product receptor-like protein 9DC3. The transcript is spliced from 15 exons. Lineage: Eukaryota; Viridiplantae; Streptophyta; Magnoliopsida; Malvales; Malvaceae. Gene Ontology annotation, molecular function: protein binding. The record is from RefSeq and is a predicted model, not a curated record.